Molecule: messenger RNA, 2178 nt
Organism: Penicillium antarcticum
Lineage: Eukaryota; Fungi; Ascomycota; Eurotiomycetes; Eurotiales; Aspergillaceae
Exons: 2
Coding region: 1-2178 (725 amino acids)
Source: RefSeq, a predicted model, not a curated record
AUGGAGAGCCAGGAAGACCUCGGGAUGGACCGCAAGGCUUCCAAAGCCCAGCGGUUCUUCGGCACCGAGCUAUCACUCCCCGAACAUACACAAACAUGGGAGAAGAAACAACGCCGACCGAGCUAUAAAACACCGCCCAGCAGUUCCCGCAGUGCCCCAAGGCAGAGCAUGGGCUUGACGCCUUUUCCCUCGGAGAAUGCGCCCAUCCCGGACCAGAACCUGCGCGUGCGGGCUUCGUCGCCUCUGUUGGGCGUGGACUACCGAUCGCAAGAGGCCGUGCCGCCGCUCCCCCAAGCCCUCGAAAAAAAUCCACCACUCUGCUCCAAGGAUUCGUCCAAGUCGGCCAAGACCGAAUCACUCCAGCCUAGGGUGCGCAAUGGAUUGGGUCUUGAGCCGCAAGUGACAUUCAGCGAGGCGCCGAAUCCACCGAAAGAGUCGAAGCGGAAGAUGCGUCCUCCCAGAAUUGAUCUUUCCGUAUUGUUCCCAAAGCCUCGGAAUACCAGUGCGCCUGGUGGUCUGUUGUCUCCACAACGCAUGACCAACUCCCCUUCCCCUGUUUCAACUGUGGUGUCGGAGUUCCCUCCCAAUCCUCCCCAUAUGCCCAUUUCUAUUCCCAGCAAGGCGGAAAGGACUACCGGCCAUUCGAGCAAGAGAUAUUCGGAAGCACCGCCUCGUCGAUCAUCCCUUCAAAAGCACGAGCCCCACAAGAGCGAGUCAUCUAAAAAGCUCGUUGACAGUUCGGAUCUGCCAUCUAUCGCUGAGACCAAAAACAGCGAGUGGUAUGACCAGCCGCUGGAGCGCACGGUAGGAACAAGCGAGAUCGAUCUGGCCCUGGACAGAUACGCAGGCCGGCGCUCGCUCUUCAGUCGCUCCAGUGUAUAUUCCAACAGCCGAGAGAAUCUGCCAUUAGAACGGCAACGGACCCCGGAGUCUAAACCGCCCCCAAGGCGCGCUCAAAGCCCCUCUACCAGGGCUAAGGAUAUGUAUCUGAGCCCGACUGCUCGCCCAGAGACGGUUCGUCCUCGCGGCAUGAGUGCCUCGCAGGAAUCCUGGAAGACCAAGAAGAGCGAAAAGAGCUCGACAUCUAAGAAAAGCAACAAGAGCACCCUGAAGAACAAGGAUCUGCAAAACUCCAGUGUUCUUUGCCUUUCCUCUUCAUCCGAGGACGAGGAUGAAGAAAUUACUCCCACUGAGCCGAAGCGCAGUGGAAGGAAGAACUACAGGGACAGUGUCGCUACCUUUGACGAUGAUGAACCUGAGAUCUUCACAGCUUCUACAGCAAAGGCGACCACAGCCACAACUCCCACUCUACGCCGCUUUGAUCGGCAGCCAUCAACCGGCAGUCUCAAAUCCCAACCUGAAAAGAGUCAGCCGGCUCCAGCGCGUCGCAAGGCUUCUCAUUCCUCUACAGGGAAGUCUUCCACCGGCAAGUCUUCACAGGCAACCCGUCACACUACUCAAACUCGUCGCUCGAGUGGGGUUCCCACCAUUGAGGCAGACCUUCUCGCACAGUUCCCCCAGCAGCCUCUUCGCUCCCCUGCAGAGUUGAAGGAACUGAACCGGAGAAGUCGUGUCAUUGCUGUGACCCGGCAAGAACAGGACCUCCUCGAGGCCAUGCGUGUUCGAAAGGGCAAAGUCACACCGAGUCUCUUCAACUAUGGAAACCUCCCCGAAGCAGACCGACGCUCAAUCCUCUCAGGUCCCUCGCGCGAUUCCUUCUGUGGAUCUGAUACCUCCUUCCUACGUCUCAGCAACGUUUUCCCGCCAUUCAAUACUCCCUCAGUGAAAGGUGCAGCCCACUUGGACAAUGAUGGCACACCCUCCCAAAGCUCAGGCUCUGAUACUGAACAGAAAACCGGUAACUCAGUUGCCUCCCCGGGCUUCAGUGCCAAUUACUCCGAGAGCCUGCCCUCUCCCGCCACUAGCGGUGCCUCGCCGCUCACUCCCACCCUCCCCAUCCAUCGCUUCUCGCCGCUUCCGUCCCCCAAGCCGCCCCCGAGGGGACCCCCGCCUGCCAUCCCCGAAGAUCAAAAGCGACACUCCCGCCGCCGCACUGAUAGCAGCGAAGCUAUCAUGCUGGAAGAGAGCUGUGACCCGAAGAGCAACGGGGGUCUUCCUCUCUGGUCGUUCAACUUCGAUUGGGACCAGGAGCGCGCCGGCAUUGCUACCGUGCACUGA